AACAUGGUAUGGAGUAUACAAACGCCAGCGCAAGCCGUAAGCCAUAAGAUCCCUUUGAUUCUUGAAAUCCUCGUUCUUCUCUCUCAAGGGUUUUUGCUUCUUUCUUUCAUUUCACCUUGUUCCAUGCUCAAUCCCAAUGCUAUAAUAACUAUCUUUGUUCUAACCGCAUUUGAUUUUUCGACCCAACUUCAAGAUCCAAACGGUAAGAUCAUGUGUACAAAUCUUGCUUCUUGAUUUCAAUGGAACCUACCGAUAAAGAAGAGAAGGAUAUCUGUGUAAUUGGUGACCGAUCAACUAGUGAUGUUGUGGUGAGGCUACGCACGCAAGAAGGUCGAGAUGAUUGGUUGUACUGUCACUCAACGAUACUUGUCGAAAAUUGCAAGUAUUUUGCUGAUCGGCUAUCUGAGAAUUGGCCAACAUGUCAGAUACUAGGUUCGCGCAACUGUGUUGAUGUUAAUUGUCAAGAAUCAGAUUUCGAUUACCAUGUAAAUUUUAUUCGACUUCUCUACGUUGUGGUUGAUGGUUCAGUUGAUGAUUUGUGGCAUGGUGUUAGAAAUGCUCUUGGCAUUCUCAAAGUAGCUGUUGAGCUUGAAUGUCCGAAAAUUGUUGCCGCGUGUGUGAAAUACUUGGAAGCAAUGACAUGGGAAGAGAGUGAAGAGGAGGAGAUAUUGAAAAUUGUACCGAGAAUGGGAUUACAAGCUGAGCCUAUCCUAGCUAGACUUCAACCGGUUAACCAGUUAGCUAUCAGAAACAUAUUUCUCUCGGCCAUCCGCUUUGCUACAUCGUCGCCUCCACUGGCAAUGAAUGAUCUGAAAUCUUCAGCACAAGAGCAACUUGAGUACAUGCUAACUGAGGACGAUGAUGCCCCUUUGUUGAUCGCUGAUGAUAAUAUAAAAUAUGAGGUAAAAGAAUGUGUAAAAAGACUAUUUUCCGGGUUUAACAACUCAUUGAUACAUUUACUCGGUGGUUCCACAGAAUCACUUCCUGAAGUAGGGAACGUCUCGGUUAAAUCCUAUUUGACUGAUUUGUCAUGGGUUUGCCAGAUACUGAGCAAGUUAGAAAUAAUGAGAGAUUUUAUUGAGUACUGGUUUGAUGCAUCGGAAAGGAUUGUCAAAGUACUUGAACUUGAACAAGGAAGUUCUACAACUGAAGUUGUCGAGAUAAAGUUGCGAGCAAUUGAGGUAACAUCAAAGGUUUUAGAGGCAAUUGCUUACGGCACUGUUAUACUGCCAACUGCGAAACGUCUUCAGGUUUUGAAAUUGUGGCUUCCAUUUGUGAGGGUUACCAAACCAGUGAUUGAUUCUGCCAUGACGAAUUGUGAGGAUGCUGCGUUGCUUAAAAUGGAUGGCGAAAUGUGGCAAUCUCUGGAAUCCAGUUUUGUCUCUAUCAUUCUUGCAUUGCCAUCAGGGGAUCAGGCAGGGCUUUUAACUGAAUGGUUGCAAAACGAGAAUAUACGGUAUCCAGACCUGACUGAGGCAUUCGAAGUAUGGUGUUAUAGAUCCAAGGUUGCAAGGAGAAGACUCUCAUUGUUAGAGGAUGAGCAUGUCAUGACACAGUAACCUGCUCAAUUUGAUGUGUUCCCGAAUUAUGUUCCUCAAAAUUAAAGUACUACUCUAAACUUCAUGCCUAGUCAAGGAGAGAAUAUCGUCUCUUUUUUACAUGUGAAUGGGAUAUUUUUGUAGGAGGCAUCUAAUUUGAACUAUCUCCAUCUCCAUUCACAUUAAAUCAAUGUAAAUUGCUCUGAAGAGUAUGUAAAACAUUGUAGUUCUAAUUGUGAAUGUAGAGAAUGUAUUUUUGUAAUAAUUGAUUCCAGAGUAAUCAAAAUAGUGCACAGCUGACCUAUACUAAUUGACGGUUUUA
Medicago truncatula (barrel medic) is the source of this 1860-nucleotide messenger RNA. RefSeq names its product BTB/POZ domain-containing protein At3g05675. NCBI's taxonomy places the organism in Eukaryota, Viridiplantae, Streptophyta, Magnoliopsida, Fabales, Fabaceae. The transcript has 3 exons. The coding region runs from base 240 to 1559 and encodes 439 amino acids. The record is from RefSeq and is a predicted model, not a curated record.